Molecule: messenger RNA, 1078 nt
Organism: Pisolithus orientalis
Lineage: Eukaryota; Fungi; Basidiomycota; Agaricomycetes; Boletales; Pisolithaceae
Product: soluble NSF attachment protein
Exons: 4
Coding region: 55-924 (289 amino acids)
Biological process (GO): SNARE complex disassembly; intracellular protein transport
Cellular component (GO): SNARE complex; vacuolar membrane
Molecular function (GO): soluble NSF attachment protein activity; syntaxin binding
Source: RefSeq, a predicted model, not a curated record
CUCCCAAGACUAAUUCACUGACUGCCGACUUUAUGUGACGUGCUAGGAGCCACCAUGCCAUCAAAAUCUCCUGCUCAGACGCUGCUGGAGAGGGCCGACAAGAAAGCUAAUUCUUCUACUGGAUGGUUCAGCUCAACGUCUACGAAGUUUGAGGAAGCCGGCGAUCUCUACCAGCAGGCUGCAAACGCUUUCAAGCUGGAGAAGCAAUUCAGGGAGGCUGGUGAUGCGUAUGCAAGGGAAGCUGAGUGCAGGGAGAAGUGCAAGGAAAUCAACGAAGCUGCAAAUGCGUGGUGGAAUGCUGCCAAAGCGUACAAGAGAGGUCAUCCUGGUUUGGCUGUCCAAGCAUUAGGACAGACCGUUACACACUUGACCUCGUCCGGUCGUUUUCGACAGGCCGCAGACAGAGAGAAAGAGAUCGCCCAGAUAUAUCAGCAUGAACUGAGUGAUCUUCGGAGGGCAUGCGACAGUCUCGAGCGUGCGGCGGAUUGGUAUGCUCAAGAAGAUGCAACUGCCACUGCGAACGCAUGUUUUAAAGACGCUGCGGAUUUGCAUGCCGAGCUCGAGGAGUAUCCCGCAGCCAUUCAACGUUAUGAACAAGUAGCAGACCAAUCCCUUACGUCGGCGCUCACGAAGUACAGUGUCAAGGACUAUUGGUUGAAGGCCUGUCUUUGUGCGCUUGCCAUGAAGGAUUCCAUUACCGCGAAGCGUAACAUUCAGAAGUAUAUGGCACAAGAUCCUACUUUCGCGUCCACCCGCGAGUGCAAAUUUGUCAAUGCUAUAAUCGACGCUAUCCAAGCUGACGAUCAGCAAGCAUUCACUGGAUGUGUAGUGGAAUAUGACCAAGUCACGAAGCUGGAUAAUUGGAAAACUUCCAUUUUACUAAAGAUUAAGAGAACUAUCGAAUCAGAACCAACUAUUCUCUAGUUGACCAACAAUGCUAGUCAUUUGUAACUACUACAUACCUACGUUCCCCUGGACAGUGCAAAAGGCUCAGAAAUCCGCAGUGGACGACGUGGACACGCAAUACGCCGUCACGUGACCUUAACACAUACAUUAUGGGGGGAACGUCUCCAAGCAA